This is a messenger RNA of Alligator sinensis (Chinese alligator), 1643 nucleotides long. It is a transcript of the gene AURKA, whose product is annotated as aurora kinase A. Gene Ontology annotation, cellular component: spindle pole centrosome; chromosome passenger complex; spindle microtubule. Gene Ontology annotation, molecular function: ATP binding; protein kinase activity. The transcript is spliced from 9 exons. The record is from RefSeq and is a predicted model, not a curated record. NCBI's taxonomy places the organism in Eukaryota, Metazoa, Chordata, Crocodylia, Alligatoridae. Gene Ontology annotation, biological process: mitotic spindle organization; mitotic cell cycle; centrosome cycle. Bases 58 to 1308 code for a protein of 416 amino acids.
GAGGGAGGUUUGAAUCUAAACAGCGUUCGCGGUGCGGUGUGGGGCGGCGGUGGCAGCAUGGACAGAACCCGGAAAGAGAACCGCCCCGGCCUGCCCGCACAUAGUGCCAAGAUUCCAGCCCACGUUGGGGAUGGCCCAAAACGAGUCCCCGUCUCUCAGCUUCCUCAGAGUCGAGUCCCUGGAGGCGCAGCCCAAGCACAACGUGUCUUGUGUCCUUCAAACUUGGCUCAGCGAGUUCCUGUACCAUCACAAGCUCCAAAGACUGCAGCGUCUAAUCAGAAACUAUCUCAUAACCAGCGGAUGCAGCAGCCUCAGCCAACAUGUGUAGUUCAAUCAUCUUCUAGGCCUCAGGCUCCAAAUAAUAAUGAAAAGCCUCAUCAUGUCCCAGUAUCUGCAAACCAGCCUGAAAAAGAAGGUACUUCUAAACCGAAAAAUCAAGAGACUAAAAAGAGGCAGUGGUCUCUUGAUGACUUUGAAAUCGGCCGUCCUCUGGGAAAAGGGAAGUUUGGAAAUGUAUAUUUGGCUCGUGAAAAACAAAGCAAAUUUAUUCUGGCACUGAAGGUGCUGUUUAAAUCUCAGCUGGAGGAAGCUGGAGUAGAGCAUCAGCUGAGGAGAGAAGUAGAAAUACAGUCUCAUCUUAGACAUCCCAACAUUCUCAGACUGUAUGGGUAUUUUCAUGAUGCCACAAGAGUAUACCUUAUUCUAGAGUAUGCACCUCGUGGAGAAGUCUACAAAGAGCUACAGAAGCUUACGAAGUUUGAUGAGCAAAGAACUGCUAAUUACAUCACAGAGUUAGCAGAUGCUCUAUCAUACUGUCAUUCAAAACGUGUGAUUCAUAGAGAUAUCAAACCAGAAAACUUGCUUCUUGGCUCAAAUGGAGAGCUGAAGAUGGCAGAUUUUGGAUGGUCUGUGCAUGCUCCAUCAUCUAGGAGGACCACUCUUUGUGGAACACUUGACUACUUGCCUCCUGAGAUGAUUGAAGGAAGAACACAUGAUGAAAAGGUGGAUAUCUGGAGCCUGGGGGUUCUGUGCUAUGAGUUCCUUGUGGGAAAACCUCCUUUUGAGGCAGAGACAUAUCAGGAAACUUACCGAUGUAUUUCAAAGGUUGAAUUCAGAUAUCCUCCCUUUUUAUCAGAAGGAGCUAAAGAUCUAAUUUCAAAGCUUCUAAAACAUAAUCCAUACCACAGACUACCACUUAAAGAUGUUCUUGAACAUCCAUGGAUUAGGGAGAACUCUACAAAAUCACCUGCUAGCAGAGUGAGUGAGGCUGCGGGCAGUCAAAAGAGCGAAGCUAACAACAAAACGUAGUCUUGGCCAGGUGGCUAUCCUCCUUUUGUAAAAGGAUUGAACAAAAUGAGAGCCUUGUAACUGUGCUCAUCAUGCAACCAAGUCCAGGUCACGGCUUAAUGAACAGUGCAAUAACACAUCCCAGAGAUGCCUGUGGUCUUUGUUUUUUAAUUUAUUGGGCUGCUAUUGGCAUCUGAAAUGUGCAGUGAUCCGAAGCUGAAUGAAACAUGAACACACUUCCUAGCAAUUGUCAUAACAAUUAUGUUUGAAUUUCUUUUUUCUUUUUCUUGUUUUUAACUGUCAGUCCUGUUACUGUGGUGAGGUAAUCGAAAUUUUAAAUAAAUAAACUCUGGUUA